AUGGUUGAGCCCAGCCCUCCAGCGCUGCACCUCCUCUCCGGUGGGGAUGUCAGCAUGGCAGGCGUUGGUGUCAAAGUAGAACAGGAGGAGUCCAGCGAAGGAGGUGGAGUCAUUACCAAUGACGAACUUCCUAAGACAUCUCCCUUGCGUGAUUGGUCUGGGAAUCAGCCACUGGAGGCCCGCCAGUUGACCCCGCCGCUGUCCCGCUCCCCUUCGGAGGGCUCUCCAGGUAAGGAGCUGCCUCACAGGCAAAGCCCCAUGGGACUGAAGGAGGUCAGGACACAUGAUCGACCAGAAGGACAAUCCAGCUUCAAGGAAGUAAUGCCUACCAUUGAGAAGCUGCUGAAUGCUGACUGGAAGGAGAAACUUCUGGAUAAAAGCACAGUGAGGGCAGGACAACUGAAAGGUACCCCCGAGUCCCUGGCGGAGAAGGAGCUCCAGCUGUUGAUGAUGAUCAACCAGCUGAGCGGUCUGAGGGAGCAGCUACUGGGAGCCCACUCUGAGCAGAGGAACAUGGCCGCCCUGCUGCUGGAGAAACAGCAGCAGCAGAUGGAGCUGGCUCGACAACAGCAGGAACAGAUCGCCAAGCAGCAGCAGCAGCUGAUCCAGCAGCAGCACAAGAUCAACCUGCUUCAGCAGCAGAUCCAGCAGGUAAACAUGCCCUACGUGAUGAUCCCGGCUUUCCACCCCAACACCCAGCCCCUCUCGGUCAGCUCUGACCCCCAGAUGACCCUGCCACUGCAACCAAUCCCCUGCAAGCCAGCUGUGGACUAUCCCAUGCAGCUGCUACCAAACCCUCAUCCCACCCCCGUCAAGAGGAGCAGUGGUUCCUUCCGACAGGAAGCCAGUCAACCCUUGAACCUGACCUCCAAGCCGAAGGGGCUGGAGCUGGGGAAAACACCCAGUCCACAGAGCCUGGAGCUGGGAUCGCUGGGGCUGCAGGGGGCCUACAGACCCAGAGAUCUUCAGAGAGAAGUGUCCCACAGUCCGCCACGAUCUGCCCUCAGUUUCCUCGGAGACGGUGAUGUGGUCACCCAGGCCAUCCAUGAUGCACAGCAGCUCCUGAGGGGCCACAGCAGCGGAGGGCGAGAGAGGGAGCGAGACAGGGAGAGAGAGAGAGAUGGCGGGGGAAAGAUGGAUUAUAAAGAUUCUUCACACAGUGAGAGAAUCUCUCACUCCGAGCGGGGUGAAGACAGACAUGGCCUGCCGUCCACUGAGGACCACCUCAGCAGCGACUCUGAGGGUGCCCUGCCCGUUUCGGUCCCAGGCAGCUACGCUGAGGCCCGGCCCCCUCCCUCCUCAGGCCACAUCAAGAGACCCAUGAAUGCCUUCAUGGUGUGGGCCAAGGACGAGCGCAGGAGGAUCCUGCAGGCCUUCCCUGACAUGCACAACUCCUCCAUCAGCAAGAUCCUGGGUUCCAGGUGGAAGGCCAUGUCCAACCAGGAGAAGCAGCCUUACUAUGAAGAGCAGGCGAGGCUGAGCCGGCAGCACCUGGAGCGCUACCCCGACUACAAGUACAAACCCCGACCCAAAAGGACCUGCAUUGUGGAGGGACGGAGGCUGAGGGUGGGAGAGUACAAGGCCAUGAUGAAGAGCCGCCGGCAGGAACAGAGAGCGACCUACACACACAGUCAAACGGAGCCUCAGCAGAUCCACUACUCCCACAGCGAUGGCCAGUACCCAGGCAGCACUGGCUCAGUCUCCGUGGCAACCAUGCCCUUUCACCCCGCGUUGCUGGAGCAUUACCUACCGCAGGUCCCGCCCGCCCCGCGUCGAGCGGAGGGCCAUUCCACGCCCACUUCCCUGUCCAGAGAGAGAGAGAGAGAACGAGAGAGGGAGCGACCUCCCUACAGCGAGGGGGAGGAAAGCGAUGGGGGAGAAAGGAGUGAGGGAGAACUGGUGCUCCUGACAGACUGA
Molecule: messenger RNA, 1917 nt
Organism: Seriola dumerili (greater amberjack)
Lineage: Eukaryota; Metazoa; Chordata; Actinopteri; Carangiformes; Carangidae
Gene: sox13
Product: SRY-box 13
Exons: 13
Coding region: 1-1917 (638 amino acids)
Biological process (GO): cell fate commitment; regulation of transcription by RNA polymerase II
Cellular component (GO): nucleus
Molecular function (GO): RNA polymerase II cis-regulatory region sequence-specific DNA binding; DNA-binding transcription factor activity, RNA polymerase II-specific
Source: RefSeq, a predicted model, not a curated record